AUGGACAGAGUAAGAAAAUUGGCAUCAGAAAAGGGAGUAUUGAUCUUCAGCAAAAGCACAUGCUGCUUAUGCUAUGCUGUACACAGGUUAUUUAAAGAACUUGGAAUAAAUCCUUAUGAACAUGAAAUUGAUCGUGAUCCAGAGGGAAAGGAAAUUGAGAAGGCACUACUAAGGAUGGGUUGCAAUGGCCCUGUGCCGGCGGUGUUUAUUGGCGGAGAACUGGUGGGAUCCACCAAUGAAGUCAUGUCCCUCCACUUAAGUGGCUCCCUUGUUCUACUGCUGAAACCCUAUCAGAAUGUGUCUUAA
Molecule: messenger RNA, 306 nt
Organism: Fraxinus pennsylvanica
Lineage: Eukaryota; Viridiplantae; Streptophyta; Magnoliopsida; Lamiales; Oleaceae
Source: the annotation of a GenBank genome assembly